AUGGCGAACGCCAUUACGCAGAAGUUUCCGCAAUACUCGAAAUAUGCCAAGGACAUCAACAAGUACAUCGGCCUCGCACUGAACUCCAAGUACGAUUUCACAGCACUCAGCGACGCAACCCUGCUCCUCCCCAGCGACACGGAGGCGGAGGCCCUCGCUAAGAAGGUCCCCGUUAACAAAGCCAACAUCCCCAGAAUCUACAACAUCACGGCGUACCACAUUAUUCGCAAGAAGUACACCGUUCCCGCGCUCAAGGUGCUCAAGAAGUCGCAGCCGCUCGGCACGCAGUUGAAGCAAGCGAUGUACAAGGUUUCGCAGCAGAACGGUAACACGGUUUCUUUCGCCAAGACGCCCAACGCCCCCCCUGCCGCCUGGACUACGAUCAAGAUCGUUCGGCUGUACGCCGGUCCGUACUUCAUCGCUCACGGCGUGGAUAAAGUCCUGAUUCCCACGAACACCAAGGUGUAA
Closterium sp. Naga37s-1 is the source of this 468-nucleotide messenger RNA. NCBI's taxonomy places the organism in Eukaryota, Viridiplantae, Streptophyta, Zygnematophyceae, Desmidiales, Closteriaceae. The record is from the annotation of a GenBank genome assembly.